AAUCCCAGCAUGCUUUGCGGCUGCGGCCACGUGCCUGCUGGGAACAAAGAUGGCGGCGCCCAUACUCCGAGCUGGCUGCAGCCGGCUUUUGACAGAAGGGAAGGCGGCUUUCCCCCGACUUUGGGCCGCCGAGAAAACGCGGCAACAACAUGACCGCUGCCCGGAGAGCGAGCCCCAGGAGAAGCCGGCGGCCAAGGGCCUUUUGGCCCUUCAGUGCGAGCGGGGUCUGUUCCAGGAGGUGUUCCCUCCUCAGGCAGCGGAGGAGCAGCUCCUCGACCUGCUCCAGCCGGGCCGCCCGCCCGUCACCGUCUAUUGCGGCUUCGACCCAACCGCCGACUCGCUUCACGUCGGGCACCUCUUAACGGUCAUGGGCUUGCUGCAGUUCCAGCGCGCGGGCCACCACGUGAUCGCCCUGGUGGGCGGGGCCACGGCUCGCCUGGGCGACCCCAGCGGGCGCACCAAAGCGCGCCCCCUGCUGCCGGAGGAGCGCGUCCGCCAGCACGCGCGGGCCCUGCGCGAGGCCCUGGAGGGGCUGUUCGAGAACCACCGGCGGCUCUUCUGGCCGCCGAGCAACCCGCGCCUGGGACCGGUCACCUUCCUGGACAACGCCGGCUGGCUGGAGCGGGAGCCCGUGGUGAGCUUCCUCUGCGGGGUCGGCCAGCACCUCCGCAUGAGCACGUUGCUGAGCCGGCAGGCGUGCAAGGACCGCCUGAGCAGCCCGGAGGGGAUGAGCCUGGCCGAGUUCCUCUACCCGGCCCUCCAGGCCUACGACUUCCUGCACCUCCGCCGGCACCACGGCUGCCUCGUCCAGCUGGGAGGAGCCGACCAGGUCGGGAACAUCAUGUCCGGACACCAGCUGGUCUCCCGAGUAACAGGUGAUGAUGUGUUUGGAAUAACCGUGCCUCUUAUUACGAGUACUACGGGAGAUAAACUUGGAAAAUCUGCUGGCAAUGCUGUUUGGCUUAACAGAAAUAGGACUUCUCCCUUUGAACUAUACCAGUUUUUUGUAAGACAACCAGAUAAAACUGUGGAAAGGUAUCUGAAGCUUUUCACUUUCCUCCCUCUUCCGGAAAUCAGUUGUAUUAUGAAAAAGCAUGCUGAAGAGCGCGAGCUACGGGGAGCACAGAAGCGCCUUGCUGCUGAAGUAACUAAGUUAGUUCAUGGCAAGGAAGGUCUGGAAUCUGCUAAGAGGUGCACAAAGGUGCUGUAUUCAAAUGAUGUGGGAGCACUGGAGGGUAUGUCUGACCAAGAGCUACAGGAACUCUUUCGUGAAGCACCGUACGUUGAGUUGCUUCUGGAGCCUGGGAUGACAGUACUUGAUUUAUGUCGGAAAGCUAAUGCUAUUGCAGAUGGGUCAAUAGGGUAUGAAACCAUAACAAAUGGUGGAGUUUCUGUAAAUCAUGUUCAAGUUACAAAUCCUGAUGCCGUUCUUGUUCUUGGACAACAUAUUCUCAGUAAUGGAUUAUCCCUCCUUCGGAUUGGAAAGAGAAAUUAUUACGUUGUGAAAUGGCUUCAGCUGUCACACACAGAGUGAAAAAGUUAACUUUUUUCAGGUAUGUUAUGAAACUGCACAUUUUUGCAAGGACUUCAACAAAUCAUAUUUAAGUUCAUACAUCAUAUAACUAAUUUGUAGUUUAACUCACAAGAAUAAUGACAUUCUUGUGGUGUAACUAGCCUUUUCUCACUGUGUGAGAGUUACUGCAGGAUCAUCUGGAGGCUGGAGUAUUUGUCUUCAAUCAUGACACAUAGAAAAACUGAUACUGUUUAGAUACUAUCCAAAGAUUGGAUUGGUUGAAGAAUUUGUUUUUUUCUGAUAUUGGUCAUAGAAUAUAUGUCUGCAAUAAAAACAGCCAAAUAAACCUCUACAAUUA
Molecule: messenger RNA, 1871 nt
Organism: Pogona vitticeps (central bearded dragon)
Lineage: Eukaryota; Metazoa; Chordata; Lepidosauria; Squamata; Agamidae
Gene: YARS2
Product: tyrosyl-tRNA synthetase 2
Biological process (GO): tyrosyl-tRNA aminoacylation
Cellular component (GO): mitochondrion; cytosol
Molecular function (GO): RNA binding; tyrosine-tRNA ligase activity; ATP binding
Source: RefSeq, a predicted model, not a curated record